ACAACCAUCCCAUCCCCAACCCCCUUUUUUACUUUCCGGGUUUCGGAAUUCCCCCUCUGCUAUGCUAUUGUCCUUCCAUGUUUUUCUCGACAUCUCGCGGAUACAAUUCUUCUCUCUCUAUAUAUAUCUAACCUCAUUGCGAUUCUCAGUUCUUCCCAAUUUCGAUUUCUCUGUUGCUUUUUGGGGGUCAAAACGCCGACCCAAAAACAGAUAAAAAAAACCCAAAAAAAAUAAGAAAAAAAAAUUGAAAAAAAUAAAUAAAAAGGGUGGGGGAAGGAGCUGAAUCCCGGAUGCGAUGCAAAGGGUUGUUGAUAAUGCUCUGGCCGUGACCAAGGAGACGGUGAAGACAUUCACAUAUGAAUCAUUGAACAAUGUUGUAAGGCUAAUAAAUGGAGUGUCGGCAAUGUUAUUGGCUGUCUUGCCUGGUAAAGCCAGUGUUCUUGAAGGCAUUCAUGGUUGGGAGCUUAGGCCUACCUUUCGUGGACCUCGACUGCCACGCUGGAUGGAGAAUGGCGUGUCAUCAUUCAAUAAAAUUGUUCAUGAACUCUCAGUUGAUUCAGAUACAUCGUCGAGUAUAGAGAAUUCAUCUGAUGGAGAAGAUAGUGACUAUUAUCCUGGUUCUCCUCUAUCUCAAAGCUCCCGAUUUUCAAGGGAAAGCAAUUAUGCCAAGUUCAAUAGAAGUUGGAUAUAUUGGAUCAGAUGUAUUCUUUCAUGGAUUCUGUAUCCGGUGAUACUUCUGAUAAACAUUCCACGUUAUUUCUUUACUUCAGCUUCUAGAGGUCCUGCUAAGUCAGGAAACUUUCGUCCCUCUCCUGCUCGGACUCCUAAAAGACUGCAAAGCCUCAAGGAACAUUUUAUACAACGAACAACUGAUCGUAGACGCGGUGUUGUUGAGGAUCUUCACUUAGCUAUUGAAGUCUUCAUAGAAUCCUCAUUUGAUAAAGUUCACAAGGCCGCGCAUUGCCUUCUAGCUCCAGCAGAAACUGCUAGAACUGCACUUCGGUGGUUUUCUUCUCGAAACUAUGACCAUGUAGAUAGUUCUCCGGAGGGUUAUGAGGCUACUGUUCCCACAUCUGUUUUAUCAGAUGAUCAUCCAGCUCCUACCGAAAGAAAGACAAGUGUUUAUUCCCUGAAUACUGAUGCCCGUACUUGUCAGGAUGUCAUAACAGAGCUUGGGUAUCCGUAUGAAGCUAUCCGUGUGGUGACAGCUGAUGGUUAUGUGCUCGUUCUGGAAAGGAUCCCUAGGAGAGAUUCGAGGAAAGUUGUGUUUCUCCAACAUGGAAUAUUAGAUUCAUCUAUGGGUUGGGUGUCCAAUGGGGUUAUUGGUUCUCCAGCUUUCGCCGCCUUUGAUCAAGGAUAUGAUGUAUAUCUUGGGAAUUUUCGUGGGUUGGUUUCGAGAGAACACAUCAACAAAAAUAUGUCUUCACGGCAAUACUGGAAUUACUCCAUCAACGAACACGGGACUCAAGAUAUACCGGCGAUGAUCGAGAAGAUACACGAAAUCAAAAUCUCCGAGCUGAAUUCGAAUCAGGCCGACGCCGAGGAAGUAACGAACUCCGACCAACCUUACAAGAUCUGCGCCGUGUGUCACAGCCUCGGAGGAGCAGCUAUAUUAAUAUACGUCGUAACAGCCCGGAUCGAGGAAAAGCCCCAUCGCCUCUCCCGGAUGAUCCUCCUCUCGCCCGCGGGAUUUCACGACGACUCGAACUUCAUGUUCGCCGCAGCCGAGUACCUCUUCCUCUUUCUCAACCCCGUCCUGCAACCGUUCCUGCCGGCUUUCUACAUCCCCACCAAGUUUUUCCGAAUGCUGCUGAAUAAAUUGGCGCGCGACUUCCACAACUUGCCUGCGGUCGGGGGGCUCGUCCAGACGCUGAUGAGCUACGUCGUCGGCGGGGACAGCUCGAAUUGGGUUGGGGUCUUGGGCCUACCGCACUACAACAUGAACGACAUGCCGGGAGUUGCAUACCGCGUCGCGCUUCACCUCGCGCAGAUGAAGCACUCGAAGAAGUUCACGAUGUUCGAUUACGGCAGCGCGGCUGCCAACAUGGAGGUCUACGGCUCCCCGGAGCCUCUCGACUUGGGGGAGUACUAUAGCUUCAUCGACAUUCCCGUCGAUCUCGUCGCCGGACGGAAGGACCGGGUGAUAAAGCCGUCGAUGGUACGCAAGCACUACAAGCUGAUGAAGGAAGGCGGCGUCGACGUUUCGUUUAAUGAGUUCGAGUACGCCCACUUGGAUUUCACGUUCUCGCACCGGGAAGAACUUUUGUCGUAUGUGAUGUCGCGUGUUUUACUUUUGGAGCCUCCGUCGAAGCAGCUUGCCCGGCCGAAGUCGCUUAAGGUGAAGAAGAAAAGUUUGCAGGUAAGAACAUCGAAAUGACGAGAUGUAUAUAUAUAUAUAUAUGUAUUUAUUUAUAUAUAUAUAUAUGUAUUUAUUUUGUUGUUUCGAUUGUUCGUAUUCGUGUGUGUGUUGUUUGCGAGUGUAGUUUUCCGGUUGCUUCGUGUAAAUAGUAGUGUUAGGGUAAUCUUUGUAUGUUCGUGUUAGCGACGACGACGACAACGACGAUGAAGAUGACGGAGUGUGUUUUGGGGUAAGCAAGUGAAGUGAGGAAAAUGGAACAUAAGUAUAGGUAAAUUGAUGUAUCAUUGCUACCUCCGAAUACGACGACGUCUUGAAUUUUAGUAAGUUUAUACUUGGUCAUUUAAUUUUA
This is a messenger RNA of Andrographis paniculata, 2708 nucleotides long. RefSeq lists its product as uncharacterized. Gene Ontology annotation, biological process: lipid metabolic process. The record is from RefSeq and is a predicted model, not a curated record. NCBI's taxonomy places the organism in Eukaryota, Viridiplantae, Streptophyta, Magnoliopsida, Lamiales, Acanthaceae. The coding region runs from base 296 to 2377 and encodes 693 amino acids. The transcript is spliced from 9 exons.